Branchiostoma floridae (Florida lancelet) is the source of this 334-nucleotide messenger RNA. Its product is annotated as defense protein 6-like. The transcript has 4 exons. The coding region runs from base 62 to 322 and encodes 86 amino acids. The record is from RefSeq and is a predicted model, not a curated record. NCBI's taxonomy places the organism in Eukaryota, Metazoa, Chordata, Leptocardii, Amphioxiformes, Branchiostomatidae.
CCCCUAACCACUACAGACGACUUGACUGACAUUCACGGCACACCUCAGAGGGGUUGUAACCAUGAAGCUGAUCGUCGUUGCGAUUGUGCUGACCGUUCUGGCCACCACCCAGGCCUUUCCGAAGGACAAGCCCAAGGUUGAGCAGGCGCCACGAGUCUAUGGCCUCUGCAACGAUCCAAUUCUCAGCUGGAUGCAAUGUAACAGUUACUGUAUCAGCACGGGGUAUGCGUCCGGACAUUGUGUUCUUCAGUCCUGCAUUUGCCAGUCCUAUAACGGAUUAGCCGUCCCAGUUGCUCGUGCCCCGGUGAAAAACCGCGCCUAGCCUUUACCAGGC